ACUGAACCCCAAUAGGCUAUUUUGGGCUUUUUGCACAUAAUUAUUAAAGAUAGAUUUUCGUGCCAUGCGUAAACCAAGCUGCUGAGAGUCUACCCCAGUCACAAGGGGGAGCUGCUCCAGUAGUUUAGGAUACCCCACCCAGCCCCACAAGGGUUGACGGACCCCCUACCUAUACCUAUACCUGAUGAUUACCUAUACCUGAUGAUUACCUAUACCUGAUGAUUUUCAAUCCACAGCUCAUUUUCUUUAAUAUGUGAUAAGCCUUGCAAAUUGUGAUAAUAUGUAUCAAAUUAGUGGUCCGCAUAACCCAAUAUUUGAAAAUUAUGGAGGUGCAGGCCCAAGUACUUCGAAUCAUCAACAAGAAAUCCAAGAAAGAACAGCGAAGGAAAAACAUGACAAGAAAAGUGUUUUCUCGACUCGAGAUGUUAGAAGGUGCUAAAUCAAUAGGUGCCGGAGCUGCUACAAUUGCUUUAGCCGGAGCUGCUGUCGGUAUUGGAAACUUCCUCAGUUCUUUGAUUCAUUCCGUGGCGCGAAAUCCAUCAUUGGCUAAACAAUCAUUUGGUUAUGCCAUUUUGGGCUUUGCUCUCACCGAAGCUAUUGCAUUGUUUGCCCCAAUGAUGGCCUUUCUGAUCUCAUUCGUUUUCUGAUCACAUAAAAAGUCAUGAGAUCAAAAAAGAAAUGUGAGAAUGUAGUUACAUAUGUAAAAAAGUCAAUA
Molecule: messenger RNA, 715 nt
Organism: Triticum urartu
Lineage: Eukaryota; Viridiplantae; Streptophyta; Magnoliopsida; Poales; Poaceae
Source: RefSeq, a predicted model, not a curated record